UCAUUAUUAUGAAGAAAGAAGUUUUCAAAACGAAAAUUUGCUAAAAAAACUUUGCUUUUUUUUUACGGAGCAAUUAGAUUUUUUGGAAAAAUUUUUACAACAUUAACAGAAAUAUUUAAAUAUUAACAAAAUUCAACAAUUCAAAAUUUAGAAACAGGGAAUAGUCCAAUACGGCGAGGCAAUAAAUUUCUAUCAAAAGUCUAAUAAAAAAUCAAGGUUUGUAAAAAACAAAAUAUGACAAUACCAACACGACCCGCACCGCCACCUCCUCAAACAAUUAGUCAGCAACAUCAACAACAAAAUAUAAGUGUAAAUCAAAAUCAUAAUUUAGCCAAAAUAACGAUAACUUUGCCUCCUCCACCUUCAGCGAAAAAUAAAGAUCGUCAGCCAGAUUCAUUGUUAAAUUCUGUCACACAGUGUUACACAUCAUCUUCGGGAAUAACAGCGCGCGAAAAUAACAACUCUAAAACUAAAUCGAUAACACGAAAUUUUCCACAAGCCAAAACUCGGUACGCCCCGAGCACAAGUUGGAAUGGUGUUCCUUUUGAUUCAUCAAUUAGUACAACAAAUACAAAUAAUAGAAAAACCCCACCUCCAAGACCACCUCCGCCUAAACUUGCAAAUUCAAACGAAAACAAAUUUGGGUCUUCAAAUGGUCUACCAAAAACUUCUAGACCGCCACAAUCUGUAAAUGUUUUAUCGAAUUUGUUUGGUAGAAGAAAAUCUCCGUCUAUUUUGGGGAGUAGUCAAAAAUAUCCAACUUCAAAAGGAUCCCAAAUUACAAAUUUACAAGUUUCAAAUCAUAAUCAUUAUAAUAAUGCGUUAGGAUCUGCAAAUAACCUUUUUCCGGAUUGGUCGUCAAAUCAACAAACAUUUUCUCCAACCUUAAAUAAAUCACCAAAUAAUAUUGAUUCGAAUGACGUACAACUAAUAAGUUUUGAUUCCCCACCGAAUUCUCCUACAUUUACACAGAAAUCGAAUAGUGAUUGUGUUAGCGUUGACAGUUUUAGCUCUGAUUCAAAUUUUAGUUCUCCACAUAAUGGAAAUGCUUCCCAGCCAGAAAGCGGAUUUGAAGAUGAUUUCAGUACAGCGAAUGCUUCAGCAAACUCAACCCAACUAACAUCUCCAGUAGAUCCAUGGGAUAUAAUAAAUGAAUCGAAAAACGUCAAUAAUAUUAACAACACUAAUUUUAAUUAUAUGCAUUUAAAUAAUAUGAAAAAUAUUGAUGCCCACCCUAUAAGAAAUUUGCAUAUUCUGCAACGAAAAAAUAAUGAAAAUAAUGUUGCUGGUGCAGUGCACGAGAAAAAUGUAAUUUCAUCUCAACCAAAAUUUGGAAUGCCCACAAUUAUUCGACCAAAGUUACAAAAAGGAGCUGCUCCAAAACCUCCGGGAGUUAUAGUAAAUCAUAAUCAUAUGUCCAAGUUUAUCUCAAAUUUCGAUAAUCCACAGAAUUUGGACGAUCUACAAGACAGUUUUGAAGAUAAUGAUCCACCAAUGCCUACCGGUCCACCACCUCCACCACCUUCCAAUUUAAUAAACUCAGAUUUUGAAAAUGCCGAAAUAAAUUUUGAUAGUAAAUAUGAUAAUUUAGAAAUUGAUAAUUCGCAUGAAAUACCCUAUGGCAUAGCCAUGUAUGAUUUUAAUAGUGAAGAAGUUGGCGAUCUUAAUUUCAAAGAGAAUGAUAAAAUUUAUCUACUUAGCAGAUUAAACGAAGAAUGGUUUAUGGGUAAAAAUAAAAAAGGCUGUGAAGGAAUUUUUCCUUGUAACUAUGUUGAUGUAAAAAUACCGUUAAAAGAAGAAAAAUGUGAGAAAUUAGACAACCAAAAGAAAAGUCAAUUUGCAAAUUCCACAUCUAAUAUUGUAAAAGUUUUGUACACAUUUGAAGCAUCAUACCCAGAAGAUUUAACUAUUUUGGAAAAUCAAAUGGUUAAAAUUUUAUAUCGAAUAAAUGAAGAUUGGCUGUUUGGUGAAAUCAACAAUAAACAGGGGCAAUUUCCAGCAAAUUUUGUAGAAAAAAUUCCAGAUAAUUUAAUGUGCAAAAUGCCUUAGAUUUCUUCCUGAUUUUUGUUGUCUUAAAACUAGUAGUAUGAUGAUAUUAAGACAUUAAAACUAAGAAAAAAAAAUUUCUGUAACUUAAACAAAUUUACUCCUUUUUUUUAUAAAAUUUUACCAAAACAUUUAAAAAAUUUUAUAAGCUCUACACAUUUUUUACAUAUAUUUAAAAUUAGAGUUAAUGUAAUUAAAAAAUGGGAUAAAAUUAAAAAAAUAAUAUGUGCACAUAUUCGGAAUUCCUUUAAUUAUCUUUGAAAUUAAUGAGGUUACGAUUAUAAAAAAAGUGAAUAAUGAAUAUAAUAUUCUCAUUGGAUAUAUGAGCAUAUUUUUUUAUAAUUUAAAAUAUAUACAUAUGUAUGUAUGUGAAGUUUUAGUGAUAAUUGGAUAUACAUAUGUACAUUGAAUUACACAAACUGAUAUUCUAUAAUUAAAAAUUAAUUUAAAUUUUUCAAAUUAAGAACGACUUUUAACGUGUCCUUACGAAAAAUGGAGUAUGCAGUUGUAAUUAUAAAUUACAAAUUUCAUGAAUUUGCAUACUUAGAACAAGUUAAAUAAUGCUAAGGCUAAUAUUAAAAGAAACUGGAAUAUUGCAUAUUUCUUGCACUUCAUUUCAAUAAUUUUUUUUUUUGGAAAAAUUUAAGAAUUUUUUAUUUAAGCAUUACGAAUAUGAAACAAUGUUGUUUCAUAUUCGUAAACCAGAUUUUUUCGAUGAUCUAUAAUAUGCUAAUUGUUUUGUGUAAAUUACAUUGUGUUAUUUAGUUUAUAAUAUGACAAAAGUUUUUUGUAAAUAAAUCAUGAAUUUUCGAGAACUUAAAAAAGAUUUAAAUAAACAUUGUGUACAUUUUUUUUUUC
Molecule: messenger RNA, 2904 nt
Organism: Condylostylus longicornis
Lineage: Eukaryota; Metazoa; Arthropoda; Insecta; Diptera; Dolichopodidae
Product: SH3 domain-containing protein 19
Exons: 4
Coding region: 235-2049 (604 amino acids)
Biological process (GO): endocytosis; plasma membrane tubulation; actin cortical patch localization
Cellular component (GO): actin cortical patch
Molecular function (GO): protein binding; lipid binding
Source: RefSeq, a predicted model, not a curated record